UCAAUCGAUGAAUCGUUGCAUGUUUUGUGAGGUAAAAGCGCGAAAAUCUCACAGUUUUUGAGUUUAAUGAUUAAAAGCUGUUUUAAAAUAACCUCGUACUUUCAUAACAAUUGUUUAUUUUUAAAUCGUAAUUUACGUGUGUUUCUCAUCUCAUCAAUGUCUACUACCAUGUCACUUAAACGAAAAAGAGAGGAAGAAGUGCCUAAUAAAAAAACAAAUGGAGCAAAUGGUACUGUUGAGUACAAUCCUGCUAAAAGCAACUAUGAUGUUUUGAAGGAUGCUUCAUGGAAAGAUGGCGAGAAAACGCCGUUCAUCUAUUUCACUUUAACUCUAAAGGCUAUCGAAGAGGUGUCAUCAAGACUUAAGAUGAUUGAAAUCUUAGCUAAUUAUUUAUGGUCUGUUAAAAGCAAGAGUCCUGAUGAUCUUUUACCUUCAAUCUAUUUGUGCCUAAACAAACUGGGGCCUGCUUAUGAGGGCCUUGAAUUGGGAAUUGGGGAGACAAUCAUCAUGAAAGCUUUGGCCAAUGCUACGGGAAGAAGAGUUGAUCAAAUUAAGGCUGAUAUCAAGAAGAAAGGUGAUCUAGGUCUUGUAGCUGAGGACAGUCGGACAACACAGAGUUUACUGUUUAGACCUCCGAGAUUAACUGUCCAAGGUGUCUUCAAAAGUUUCCGUGAAAUUGCUCAAUAUUCUGGACAAAGUUCAGCGCAAAAAAAGACAGAUAAAAUCCAAUCUUUAAUUGUUGCUUGUAGAGAUUGUGAGGCUAGAUAUCUAGUUAGAUCUCUAGCUGGUAAAUUACGGAUAGGAUUAGCUGAACAGUCUUUACUUUCAGCUUUAGCUCAGAGUAUUGUUUUAGGAGAUACCAAAGCUAAAAGAGGAACGGAUUCUUUUAAAGCUAAAGUUGAUGAAGUCACGCAAAUUUUAAAAACUGUUUAUUGCCGGUGUCCGAAUUAUGAACAGAUAAUAAACGUUCUCUUAGAACACGGAUGGGAGUCUCUGGAAGAGAAAUGUCAGUUAGUUCCUGGUGUUCCAUUGAAGCCUAUGUUGGCUCAUCCUACAAAAGGUGUAGAUGAAGUUUUACGUCGUUUCAAUCAAGCGAAAUUCACUUGUGAGUUCAAAUAUGAUGGUGAAAGAGCUCAAAUACAUUUGCUAGAAAAUGGAGAAGUUCGUAUUUUCAGCAGAAAUCAAGAAGACAACACGUCCAAAUAUCCAGAUAUAAUCUCGAGAAUGAAAGAUGUCAUCAAACCUGAUGUUAAAACUUGUAUCAUUGAUUCAGAGGCAGUUGCUUGGGAUUCGCAAGAGCAACAGAUUUUACCUUUUCAAGUAUUAAGUACUAGAAAGAGGAAAGAUGCCGCAGAAGAAGACAUAAAAGUUCAUGUUUGUUUAUUUGCUUUUGAUCUCCUUUAUUUAAAUGGAGAAUCUUUGGUGACUAAAAGUUUCAGUGAGCGAAGGAAUCAUCUUUAUCAAAGUUUCAAUGAAAUUAAAGGAAAAUUUAUGCGCGCCGUGUCUCGAGAUGUUGAAACUACUGAUGAGAUUCAAGAAUUUUUGGACGAAUCAAUCAAAGCAAAAUGCGAAGGGUUAAUGGUGAAAACAUUAGAUGUUGAUGCAACUUAUGAAAUUGCUAAACGAUCUCGAAGCUGGCUUAAGAUCAAAAAAGAUUAUCUUGAAGGAGUUGGUGAUACGCUUGAUCUUGUUGUCAUCGGAGCUUAUAUUGGUAAAGGCAAAAGAACUGGUGCCUAUGGUGGUUACUUAUUAGCUUGUUAUGAUGAGGAAAAGGAAGAGUUUCAGUCUAUAUGUAAACUUGGUACUGGUUUCAAAGAUGAAGAUUUAGAAAAGCAGUUUGAAUUGUUCAAAGAGUUGAUCAUUGAAAGACCUAAAUCAUACUAUAACUUUGACCCGUCAAUUAAACCUGACGUUUGGUUCGAUGCAGUUCAAGUAUGGGAAGUUAAAUGCGCUGAUUUAUCGAUUUCUCCUGUUCAUCGAGCAGCUUUCGGUUCUUUGGAAUCUGAAAAAGGAAUAUCCCUGCGUUUCCCUCGCUUCAUAAGAAUCAGAGAUGAUAAAAAAGCAGAAGAAGCAACUUCAGCUAUGCAAGUUGUAGAUAUGUAUAAUAAUCAAGAACAAAUCAAAAAUCAAACAAAAACUCAUGACAGUGAUGAUGAAAUGGAUAUUGAUGAUAAAUAAACUGAUUUUCGAACAAUCUUAA
Messenger RNA from Tetranychus urticae (two-spotted spider mite), 2200 nucleotides. It is a transcript of the gene DNAlig1, whose product is annotated as DNA ligase 1. Gene Ontology annotation, molecular function: DNA ligase (ATP) activity; DNA binding; ATP binding. Gene Ontology annotation, cellular component: nucleus; mitochondrion. NCBI's taxonomy places the organism in Eukaryota, Metazoa, Arthropoda, Arachnida, Trombidiformes, Tetranychidae. The record is from RefSeq and is a predicted model, not a curated record. Gene Ontology annotation, biological process: DNA biosynthetic process; DNA recombination; Okazaki fragment processing involved in mitotic DNA replication.